This is a messenger RNA of Conger conger (European conger), 763 nucleotides long. RefSeq lists its product as uncharacterized. The transcript has 6 exons. The record is from RefSeq and is a predicted model, not a curated record. Gene Ontology annotation, cellular component: mitochondrion. Bases 32 to 763 code for a protein of 243 amino acids. Gene Ontology annotation, biological process: fatty acid beta-oxidation. Gene Ontology annotation, molecular function: 2,4-dienoyl-CoA reductase (NADPH) activity. NCBI's taxonomy places the organism in Eukaryota, Metazoa, Chordata, Actinopteri, Anguilliformes, Congridae.
CCAAAAGUAUCAUCUGGAGGAAUUUACCGACAUGUCAAAUUCGGACAGGGUUGUGCUCGCUCUCGGCGGGACAGGAACGGUGGGCUCCGCGAUUGUAAAAGCGCUUCUGGACAAAGGUUCCAGAGUGGUGGUUGUGUCCAGAGACAGUAACAGACUGGAGAAGCUGAAGAGCUUUGUCACUCCAUCCAGCAAAGGCAACCUGAUCACACUGGAAGGGAAUGUGGGGUCGGAGGAGGAUGUAGAGAGGGUGAAACAGGCCGUGGUGGAGGCGGCGGGGAAGCUGACGGACGUCGUGUCGUCUCUGGGCUUCAGCUGGUGGCAGGGCGGGCCCCCGCACACCCAGACCCUCAAGGAGCUACACUGGGUGCUGGAGACUCUGAUACUCAGCACCUUUGUGUCCUGGAAGGCCUUCUUCCCCCUGAUUAGGGACAACCCCAGCAGCACCUAUACCUUCAUCACAGGGGGCGCUGGCAAUAAGCUGUUGAUGCCAGGGACGGGGUUCCUGACAGUGGGGGCAGCGAGUGCAUUGGCAUUCUGCCACGUCGUGCGGGAAGAGUACCCGGAAGUGCCCUGCAAAAUCAACCAGGUGAUAGUCAACGCAGGUGUGGCCCCCCCAGACCGCAUGGCUCCCGGUUACCUGAAUCACCUGGACCUGGGGGAGACAGUGGCUGCCCUGGUGGAGAGACAAAGCUCGUCCCACAAAGUCUUUAAUGUCGAAUGUCCCACUGACCUCAAAGCCAUCCUCCUGGAGGGCAAUGUGUAG